This is a messenger RNA of Argiope bruennichi, 1208 nucleotides long. RefSeq names its product zinc finger protein ZFP2-like. The transcript has 2 exons. The record is from RefSeq and is a predicted model, not a curated record. NCBI's taxonomy places the organism in Eukaryota, Metazoa, Arthropoda, Arachnida, Araneae, Araneidae. The coding region runs from base 226 to 945 and encodes 239 amino acids. Gene Ontology annotation, molecular function: RNA polymerase II cis-regulatory region sequence-specific DNA binding; DNA-binding transcription factor activity. Gene Ontology annotation, biological process: regulation of transcription by RNA polymerase II.
CAUUUCAAAAUUCCUUUCAAAUAAUUUCAAAAAUAUGUAAUGUCCAAUAUUUAGAUUUCACUUUCUUAGACCUUUCAAGUUCUAAUUCUUUACAGUCUUCAUCGUUAAUUAAGAAAUUUUUCCUACUUUUUUUUAGGUAAAGCAAAUAAAGAAAAUCCGAGAAGACGAAGACGAACAAAUAAAAAUUUUGAUGACUUUCAUCUGCUAUCUGGUGUCAACUUACAUAUGCUUUUUGUUCAACCAGAAAAGUCCUUUCCGUGUAAAUUUUGUACAAAAUCAUUUCGCCAGAAACGUGACCUUGAUCGUCACAUCCUUACACAUACUGGUGAAAAGCCAUAUGCCUGUGAUAGAUGUGGUAAAGAAUUUGCGAGAAAGGACAAGCUAAUUUCUCAUUGUCGCACACAUACAGAAGAAAGAUUAUUUAACUGUGAUAUUUGUGGUAAAAAAACUGGUUCUGAAAAGAUUUGGAAAGAACAUUUUUUCUUCCACCCCUUUAUAGGUUCUUCUUCAGUCCGUUCUACUUUUUAUAAUUUUCUUCAUGGAGUCUGGGGUAUGUCGUCUGAUCAGAUUGAGAAAGAAAUUUCAGAAGUGGACAAUGAUGUUCAUCAGUCAGAUGGAGAAAACCAAAUAGAGAAUCAUUCACGUGGAAAUAAAGUGAGACAAUAUACUUGCGGAGAAUGUGAUAAACAGUUUUAUCAACGUGGGCACUUAGAGGAUCACAUGAGAAUUCAUACUGGCGAAAAGCCAUUUGUUUGUGAAAUGUGCCCUAAAAAAUUUAGCAAAUUCUGUCAUUUAAAAACACAUAUCCGAGUUCAUACUGGAGAACAGCCUUAUCAAUGUAAUUUUUGUGGUCGUCGCUUUAAUCGAAAAGAUAAUUUGAAUUCUCAUUUGCGAACAAAGGGGCAUUUUACUUCACAAGAUGACGAAUCAUUAUCUCAUUCAUAGAAUUACUUUAUUACAGUAUGUUUGAAUUAGAAAAUUGCACAGAUCUGAUAUCUUCACAUUUUGUUGGAUUUGAUUUGAGAUAUAUUCAUACAAAUAGAAGAUAUUAAAUAGAACUUCUUCAAACCAUUUCUAUUUGAUUUCAUUUACUAUUGCAAAAUUGUGUAAUAACUCUUCAGUAUAUAUAUUUUAAUAGGCUAGCAAAAAAAGUACUUUGAAAGGUUUUUAAUGAAAAAAAAUGAAUGUAAUUAUAUAUAUAUUUAUAA